Molecule: messenger RNA, 1133 nt
Organism: Nicrophorus vespilloides
Lineage: Eukaryota; Metazoa; Arthropoda; Insecta; Coleoptera; Silphidae
Gene: Fam92
Product: protein FAM92A1
Exons: 6
Coding region: 163-1125 (320 amino acids)
Biological process (GO): cilium assembly
Cellular component (GO): ciliary transition zone; ciliary basal body
Source: RefSeq, a predicted model, not a curated record
CAAUAACAAAAGUAUCAUCGGGCAAUGCAGAGUGGGCGUAAACUGUGUGAAACAGAAGAAUGCACCCUCGUCGCCUAGUUAUGUAAACAAUCGAUUCGCGUCAGAGGCAGCUGCUAUUUUUGUUUGUAUCGUAGCAACAGCAGCACGUUGACAUUUCGAAAAAUGUUGAACCGCAUGAAGAACAUUAACAGCGAGCAGGAGGCGAAAUUCAUUCAAGACAGGAUUGCCUCAGUGGAAAGGAAUGUCGCUUGUCUCAGCCAAGGGUUCGGCGCGUAUUCGCGAAAGGCCGCCCGUCUCCGCGAUAAAAACGACGAACUGGCCAACGCGGUUCUAGCGUACUCCGAAUCCGAAGACAUCAACAAGAGUCUGAGUCAAGGGUUGUCCAAGUUUUCGGAUAUUCUGAGCGCAGCAGGAGGAUACGGCGAUAAGCGCGUCCAGAACAUAGAAACGAAGAUCGUGGCGGAGCUGGCGCAGUACGAGGGCAUCUGCAAGAAUGCCAAGGAUGAGGUCAAACAGAUCUUCGUGGUGAGGGACAAGGAGGUGGCGCGAAAGAAGGCGCUGGAUAAGGUGCGCGAUAAGAACCCGAGGAAUCGACAACAGAUCGUGCAAGCGGAAACUGAGCUAGUGCAAGCGACUUCGGAAGUCAUCAAGACCAUGCACGGUUUGGAGGAGGAAAUCACAACGUUCGAGCGGCAAAAAUUGCACGACGUCAAGGCAAUCCUGUUGGAUUUCGUUUCCACCGAGCUCGGGUACCACGCGAAAGUCUUAGAACUGCUCACCGAAGCCUACAACGAGAUCUAUAGGAUCGACGAGCAAUCUGAUCUAGAGGACUUUCUUAAAAUAACCGGAGAAAUGGAAUCGGAGUUCAAGAAGUCUUUGCGUUUACCUGACACGAUCCCGCAUUCCGGCAAAAAGAGCCACCGCAACCGCUCUUUGGGUUCUCUCAGCUCGAUCUUCUCAACGCCUAGAAAGAAAUCCGCUGGUAUUAAUGGUCAACAAAGUCUAGCAUCGAAAAGGCAUUUGUCAAGGAGCGAGAAUGAGGUGAACAGGGAGGAUUCGGAAAGCGAUUCAGUGGAGAGCGAAGAGGACGAGGAUCCGUUCAUCGCCAAGCAAUACACGAAAUAGUCUUUAUC